AUGCCUGUUCGGCGGGGACACGUGGCUCCUCAGAACACUUUUCUGGAUACAAUCAUCCGAAAAUUCGAAGGACAGAAUCGCAAGUUCAUCAUCGCCAAUGCUCGCGUGGAGAACUGCGCCAUCAUCUUCUGUAACGACGCCUUCUGUGGCAUGUGCGGGUACACACGCGCUGAGGUCAUGCAGAAGCCGUGCACCUGCAGCUUCUUGUACGGGCCGCACACCAAGAGGCCUGCCGUGGCCCAAAUGGCCAAGGCUCUGCUGGGCUCCGAGGAGAGGAAGGUGGAGAUGUCCCUCUACGCCAAAGAUGGUAUGUGUUUCUCCUGUAAAAUUGAUGUGGUGCCAGUGAAGAAUGAGGAUGGCUUGGUGAUCAUGUUCAUCCUCAACUUUGAGCUGCCCACUGAUCCACCUAUUCCCAGCUCCCCGACCAGAGACCUCAACAAGCUGCCUAUCCCCUGGCUUCCCCUAGCACGUCGGCAUAGGUUCCGCCUGCCCUCCGCCCUGCUUCGCUCCCUCAGCAGCAGUAAACAUUCCCUGGAGGAUGACACCGAGCUGGGCCACCAGCGGGACCUCUCUGCCCUGGGGCAUGAGUCUGUAGCCCUGGACAAGCUGCUGUCCCUGCCAGAGCGCCGGCGGCUGGGGGGCACCGGGGUACUACUCUGGGACGAGGACCAGAGGGCCUUGCUGGGAGGUGACCCAGUUUCUCCCACUGGGGACCCCUCGGAUGCCCCUCAAGCCCUGUCCCUGGCCAUGGGCUUCUCCCAGUCUUCCCCCAGGCUGCACUGCCUCUGGGUGGACGAGGAUUGUGGCUCCAACUGCAGCGUGAUGCCCAGCCGCUCCUAUGAGAGCCUCUGCAGCCCGCUGCACGCCUCAUCUGUGGACGGCAUCAAGACUCGCAGGGGACAGUCCAGCUGGCACGGGAAGCUCCAGACGCGGCCCAGCAGCACAGGCGGAAUGAAGUCCAGUCUGCGUAAUGUUACAUCUGACUCCACGUCUGACCCCAACCUCACCCGCUUCCGGACCUUAAGUCACGUGACCCAGCUCAACCCACUGGACAACAGGCCAGAACCCCUGGUGGCCCUCCCGUCUGCGGAGAUUGACAUCAUCGCCCCCUGUAAACUAAUGGACCGCACACACGGGGUCACUGAGAAAGUCACUCAGGUCCUCUCACUAGGCCCAGAUGUCCUACCAGAGUACAAGCUCCAGACCCCCCGCAUCCAUAAAUGGACCAUCCUGCACUACAGCCCCUUCAAGGCAGUGUGGGACUGGGUCAUCCUGCUCCUGGUCAUCUACACAGCCAUCUUCACACCCUACUCCGCGACCUUUCUCCUCAGUGACCAGGAGGAGGCAGCCAUGCAGACCUGUGGUUACUGCUCUCCACUGAACGUGGUGGACCUCAUCGUGGACAUCAUGUUCAUCGUUGACAUCGUCAUCAACUUCAGGACGACAUACGUCAACACCAACGACGAGGUGGUCAGCCAGUCGCAGCGGAUUGCCGUGCACUACUUCAAAGGCUGGUUCCUCAUAGACAUGGUGGCGGCUAUCCCCUUUGACCUGCUCAUAUACCGCUCUGGAGAAGAGACAACAACCCUGAUUGGCCUGUUGAAGACUGCUCGGCUUCUGCGAUUGGUGCGUGUAGCUCGGAAGCUGGACAGAUACUCUGAGUACGGAGCGGCCGUCCUCUUCCUCCUCAUGUGCACCUUUGCCCUCAUCGCUCAUUGGCUGGCCUGCAUCUGGUACGCAAUUGGUAACGUGGAGCGUGCAGGAGCAGCCCGGAUUGGCUGGUUGGACUCUCUGGGGGACCAGCUCGGAAAGCCCUACAAUCAGACUAUACCAGGGUCAGGUCCCUCCAUCAGGGACAAAUAUGUCACAGCACUCUACUUUACCUUCAGUAGUCUGACCAGCGUGGGCUUCGGGAACGUCUCACCUAAUACCAACUCUGAGAAGAUCUUCUCUAUCUGUGUAAUGCUCAUUGGCUCUCUCAUGUAUGCCAGCAUCUUUGGUAACGUGUCAGCCAUCAUCCAGCGGCUGUACUCCGGCACGGCUCGCUACCACACCCAGAUGCUGCGGGUCCGAGAGUUCAUCCGCUUCCACCAGAUCCCCAACCCACUGAGGCAGCGGCUGGAGGAGUACUUCCAACAUGCCUGGUCCUACACUAACGGCAUUGAUAUGAAUGCUGUGCUGAAGGGCUUCCCAGAGUGCUUACAGGCUGAUAUCUGCCUGCACCUCAACCGCACCCUGCUGCAGAACUGUAAGGCCUUCAAAGGCUCCACUAAGGGCUGCCUGCGGGCCCUGGCCAUGAGGUUUAAGACCACCCAUGCCCCGCCAGGCGACACCCUGGUCCAUGUCGGUGACGUCAUCUCAGCCCUCUACUUCAUUUCCCGUGGCUCCAUAGAGAUCCUGAGAGGGGAUGUGGUGGUGGCCAUCCUGGGUAAGAAUGACAUCUUCGGAGAGCCCAUUAACCUGUAUGCCUGUCCAGGGAAGUCCAAUGCAGACGUGAGGGCUCUGACCUACUGUGACCUCCAUAAGAUCCACAGGGAGGACAUGCUGGAGGUGCUAGAUAUGUAUCCCGAGUUCUCUGACUACUUCUGGGGUAACCUGGAGAUCACGUUCAACCUCCGGGAUGCUGCCACGGUAGCUGGUUCAAUGAGCAGUGAGGACUCUGAUCAUUGUGGAGUCAGCUGUCGUAUUCACAGACAAAAACGGUCCCUCAGUUGCAGCUCGGACAGAGAGGCAGAGGAAACCAAUCCAUCCCAGAGACAUGUCCGCAGGGCCAGAGGCCAGAGCUCCAGAGCACAGGGAGAUGGGCAGAACACAGAGUCUCAGGGCCUGAUGAGCUCAGCCUAUUCUCCUUUUUACUCCAGUGAAGAUGAGGAGUCAGUGUUAACCAGCUCUGUACAACCAACUUCACUAGUAGGGAUCCCCCAUAGUCAGACCACCAUCCUCAACAUCAGUAGUGCGGUGGAGGAUGAGAUGAACCAGAAGACUGGAAAUACCUGCAAUCCUCUCUCAGGGGCUUUCUCAGGCGUCUCCAACAUCUUCAGUUUCUGGGGGGAGAGCCGAGAACAGCAGCAGUAUCAGGAGGUGACCUGCCACUGCCUGCCCUCCACUCCCCCUCCUCCCCCUCUCCACGCUGUCCUGAGCAACAUCAGCCGACGGCAGCGCAGCGAGCUGGAGAACAGGCUGGAACUGCUGCAGAGACAGCUCAACAGGAUGGAGUCACGGAUGUCCACAGACAUCGGGGCCAUAAUGCAGCUGCUCCAGAGACAGAUGGUGCUGGUGCCCCCGGCCUACAGCACAGUGUCCUCUCCCCCUGAACCGUCCCCCUCCCUCACCCUGAGGCCUGCAGAGAGGCUGGCGCAGCCGGUCUCACCGCUGGACUCAGAGACCCUGGCCUCCCUCUCACAGGUACUGUAUUUCUUGAUCAAAACAGAUUUUGACUACAGCCUUUCCAAGUCCUGUGAGUCUCUCCACAGUGCAGUGGAGCUGUGUCUUCUGGAGCCAACCCGAGUCCUGGAGCCAACCCCAGUCUUAGACCCUCUCCCCAAGAUUCCGCCUCUUGGCAACAGCAUCCACCCAGAGCAUCGCGCCCUGGGCUUGUCCAUCCAUACAGAUACUGAGCCCUUAAGCCUAGUCAACCAUGGGAACUUCUCAGCGCCAGGGACAGGAUUGGCCCAGUCAGACCCCUCAGAGGGCCGACGGAGGCUCUCGUUGCCAGGGAAAUGCACAGCUCUGGACCUGGAGAGCCCCUGGACUACUGCACACAGAUACAGCUCUGACCCUGGGAGUUAG
This is a messenger RNA of Salvelinus namaycush (lake trout), 3789 nucleotides long. Its product is annotated as potassium voltage-gated channel subfamily H member 6-like. The record is from RefSeq and is a predicted model, not a curated record. Gene Ontology annotation, cellular component: membrane. NCBI's taxonomy places the organism in Eukaryota, Metazoa, Chordata, Actinopteri, Salmoniformes, Salmonidae. Gene Ontology annotation, biological process: potassium ion transmembrane transport; regulation of ventricular cardiac muscle cell membrane repolarization; regulation of heart rate by cardiac conduction. The transcript is spliced from 16 exons. Bases 1 to 3789 code for a protein of 1262 amino acids. Gene Ontology annotation, molecular function: inward rectifier potassium channel activity.